CAAAACGCAAAACCGGCAUCAGCGUAUGCCGUGGAGUAGAAACGUUUCAAUUUUGUGUUACUCGCAGUCAGUUCGUGAUUCUGGCCCCACUGUGCGUAGGGCGAAUCGUGCUUCACGAAAUUCUACAAGAGUUUCGAUUAUUUAUUUCCGAGUUUCUCCAAUGAAGCAAUGUCAAAAAGGCACGUAGCUUUCAUAAAACCCGACGAACCCAGUUUUUUGAAGAAACUCAAACUGCAAGCAGGUUAUAAAGAAGGUCCAACAGUUGACACUAAACGUGAGGAUUACGGUGAAGUCUCAGAAGAAGAUUUACAAGAUACCGCAGAAGAACAACCAACGAUUGUAGUUUUGAAACCUGGUGAUUUAACAGCUGAAGAAGCUUCCCAAGAACAAGAGAGGUUAAAGAAAGAAUUGGAUGAAGCCCCAGCUAAUUUGAGUGUACCGAUCAUCUUCAAAGCGCCAAAUAAGCAGGAACCAGUAGAAGAAAAAUCGUCUAAGAAAAAACAAAGCUCUUCCACCAAGAAAACAAAAAAGUCAGGAAACAAAAGCCUUCUUUCCUUCGACGAAGAGGAGGACGACGAUUAAUUUUUCCUA
This is a messenger RNA of Leptinotarsa decemlineata (Colorado potato beetle), 591 nucleotides long. RefSeq lists its product as uncharacterized. NCBI's taxonomy places the organism in Eukaryota, Metazoa, Arthropoda, Insecta, Coleoptera, Chrysomelidae. The record is from RefSeq and is a predicted model, not a curated record.